AUGUCCAAGGGCUUCGACCACCCCAAGUCCAAGACCCAUGUUGGCGACGGCUUCAAGUUCCUUGCCGACUACAAGAACUCCUUCGAUGUUAUCAUCACCGACUCCUCCGACCCCGAGGGCCCUGCCGAGAGCCUCUUCCAGAAGUCGUACUUCCAGCUUCUCCACGAUGCCCUGCGCGAGGGCGGUGUCAUUUCUACCCAAGGUUGUAGGUUCCCUUUUCUUUAUUGUGGAAAGUUGUGGGGUCCCUAG
Molecule: messenger RNA, 249 nt
Organism: Clonostachys rhizophaga
Lineage: Eukaryota; Fungi; Ascomycota; Sordariomycetes; Hypocreales; Bionectriaceae
Source: the annotation of a GenBank genome assembly